Molecule: messenger RNA, 3627 nt
Organism: Dujonia railenensis
Lineage: Eukaryota; Fungi; Ascomycota; Pichiomycetes; Serinales; Debaryomycetaceae
Source: the annotation of a GenBank genome assembly
AUGUCCUUCAGACAAAGCAUCAACUCGUCCAGAUACCAGGAAUUUGACCCCGAAACGGGCGAUGUCGCGAGGAAGAGGUCGCUUGUCAAACCGGAGAGAUCAAGAAUCGAUCAAUCCCAUCCAAGGUACCAUUACUCACAAGUUGCCAACCAGGAAUCGUCUCACCUUAGGAUUUUGCCGUCCUCCACUGGGUUGAAUCCUGGUUCUGUCCCUGAAAACCAUAGACUGCCCUCCCCUUCGCAUAGAGGCAGUACCUACAGCAGGAAUACCAAUACUACUAAUAAUAAUAAUCUUAAUUUACCCGAUCUCUAUGAAGAAGGUGAAGAGGGUAUCCCGUUGAUGGAAAUCAGCUCUCCCACUAGAAACAAGGAAGAUGGUAGAGAAAUGUUUGGACUUAACGAUGAGAUAGACUACUCACCAAAUCGUAAUAACGUCAUAAAAUCGUCUACCAAUGCAAACGCCAGCAUGCCUACAUCCCCAGCAAAGAAGAGGGCUAGGGGUUCAUCCGAAAAGAGCUCUUCAUCGUCAUCUUCAUCAACUGGGUUGGACUUCUGGAAGCUUUACUGCUACUUAAUUACAUUCUGGGCCCCCGGACCCUUGUUAAAGCUCUUUGGAAUUAAAUCGAAAGAGCAACAGUAUGCAUGGAGAGAAAAGAUCGGGUUGCUUAGUUGUAUCUUAUACUUAGGUGCUUUUUCAGCUUAUGUUAUUUUCGGAUUCACUAGAACAGUGUGCUUUCAUAAUAAAGUAUUUGUUCGUAACAACGAUGUAUUGUCAUCAUUUUUGAUCAUGAACGGAAGAGCGUUUGAUUUAUCACAUUCACAGCAUCCAAAAGCUGCAGGGAUCGGAAUUGGUACUAACGUGUUGUAUCCUCCAAUUAAUGCUGGUGGUAUGGACGCAUCUUUCCUCUUCCAAAAUGUCAACGGGAAUUGCAAGGGCCUUAUUAAAGCCAGAGAUAACGCAACUAUUCCUCAUAGUGAUGAUUAUUUGGACUUAGCUUGGUACAUGCCUUGCAACUUGUUCAAACAAGAUGGUUCUACAAAACCAAACUUCACAGAACCCUUCUAUAGCGGUUGGGCGUGUCAUACUUCUGAAUUGGCCAGAGGGCAAUACUACAACUUGACUGUAGCUGCUGACGUCUACUUUACUUGGGAUGAUAUUAAAAACAGCACGAGAAAUCUUGUUGUUUAUAAUGGAGUUGUCUUGGAUUUGGACUUGAUUGACUGGAUUUCGUCAGACCAAGUGACAUACCCAGAAAUGUUUACUGAACUAAAGAACGACCCAGUAUUCAAGGGCCACGAUAUAUCAGUUGCUUUAACAAAUAGUCAUCAAAGGCAGGUUGCCCGUUGUCUCACCGAAAUUGUUAAAGUGGGGACCAUUGACUCUGAAACCAUUGGAUGCAUUGCAUCGACUGUAGUGUUGGUUGUUUCCUUGAUUUUCAUUUUGGCGGUGGUUCUUGCUAAGUUUAUAAUGGCUUGUUAUUUUCAUUGGUAUGUUUCCAGAAGACAAGGAACCAACGAGAUUAAUAGUAAAUCCAUGUUAGAAAGAGAUAGACAAAUUGAUAACUGGGUAGAUGAUCCAAGUUCCAGAGCUCCUAUUCAUGAAGUGCCAGUUGAGCAAAGAGCAAAUUAUCAUUCCGGAAAGACAAACAGACAAAGUAUUUUCAUAAGAAACAUUGAAAAUAAUAAUAAUACUAAGAAGUUAGCCACAUCAUCAAAGCUGCCUCUCACAACUAUGUCUAGCCAAGCAGCAUUGUUGUCCAGGAAAAAGGAUGGAAAUGGUCAUAAACGUAUCCUCAGUAACCAUUCGUUAGGUAAUAUUGCAAGUUCAUCCAACUUACCAAGAAAUAGACUCAGUCAAUCAUCUCUUGAUUUGCUCGGAAAUCAUAGACCAAAUUCAGUGUAUAAUCCAUUUGAAGAUUUUGCAAUUAACGGAUUGUCGCCAGAUAUUAUUCACCCUGACGUUGUUCCACAACCGCCAGUAGAAUAUCAGCCAACCGGAUACCCAUUAUUGCACACUUUGGUGUUAGUUACUUGUUACUCAGAGGAUGAAGUUGCCAUAAGAACUACCAUGGACUCUAUCGCCACUACCGACUAUCCCAAUUCACACAAACUUAUCUUGGUUGUAUGUGAUGGUAUCAUUAAAGGUUCAGGAAAUGAUGUUUCCACCCCUGAUAUUGCAUUGAGUAUGAUGACAGAUUUCACUAUCCCACCUGAUGAUGUUGUAGCAUGUUCGUAUGUUGCAGUUGCUCAAGGUUCUAAGCGUCACAAUAUGGCAAAAGUUUAUGCCGGAUUUUACAAAUACGAUGAUGAGACCGUUGCUCCAGAGAAGCAACAAAGAGUUCCAGUGAUUACCGUGGUAAAGUGUGGAACGCCUAGUGAAGCCAACCUGGCCAAACCUGGUAACAGAGGUAAGAGAGAUUCACAAAUUAUCUUAAUGUCAUUUUUACAAAAAGUUAUGUUCGAUGAAAGAAUGACUGAAUUUGAAUUUGAAGUGUUCACUAGUAUAUGGAGAAUCACUGGUUUACUGGCUGAGUUUUAUGAGGUUAAUUUGAUGGUAGAUGCAGAUACAAAAGUUUUCCCCGACAGUAUAAAUCAUAUGUGUGCAGAAAUGGUGAAGGAUCCAAUGAUCAUGGGUUUGUGUGGGGAAACUAAAAUUUCAAAUAAGAAGCAAUCCUGGGUUACUGCAAUCCAAGUCUUUGAGUAUUAUAUCUCGCACCAUCAAUCGAAGGCCUUCGAAUCCGUUUUUGGUGGUGUAACUUGUUUACCAGGGUGCUUUAGUAUGUACAGGAUUAAAGCACCAAAGGGAUCUGAUGGGUACUGGGUUCCUAUUUUGGCCAAUCCUGAUAUUGUUGAAAGAUAUUCAGAUAACGUUGUUGACACUUUGCAUAAGAAGAAUUUGUUACUUUUAGGAGAAGAUAGAUUUUUGAGUUCUUUGAUGUUGAAAACUUUCCCUAAAAGAAAGCAAAUAUUUUUACCCAAAGCUGCCUGUAAGACGAUUGUUCCAGAUUCCUUUGGGGUGUUAUUGUCGCAACGUCGUCGUUGGAUCAAUUCUACCGUUCAUAAUUUAAUGGAAUUGGCAUUGGUCAAUGACUUGUGUGGUACGUUUUGCUUCUCCAUGCAGUUUGUUGUUAUGAUUGAGUUAAUUGGUACACUUGUUUUACCCAUGGCCAUUUGUAUUACCAUCUACGUUAUUAUUUAUGCGAUUGUGUCCACUCCUACACCGGUUAUGUCAUUAGUCCUUUUAUGUGUUAUCUUUGGAUUGCCUGGUAUGUUGAUUGUCGUCACGGUUUCUUCGUGGUCAUAUUUUGUUUACUUUCUUAUUUACAUUCUUGCCUUACCAGUGUGGAAUUUGGUACUCCCAUCGUAUGCAUUUUGGAAGUUUGAUGACUUCUCUUGGGGUGAAACUAGAACAGUCGAUGGAGAUAUAAAAGGAGACCAUGCAGGCGCGGAGGGUCUAUUCGACAGUUCUCACAUUACAAUGAAGCGCUGGAAAGAAUUUGAACGAGAGAGGAGAGCUAAGGAACUUAAUUCAGAAAACCUUGGGGGUUUGUCAUAUCCUAGAGCAACCUGGGAUCCUGCAUCUGAAAAGGAAGAGGAAGACUUCUCGAACUCAGGUUCAUCACAAUAG